This is a messenger RNA of Diabrotica virgifera virgifera (western corn rootworm), 1182 nucleotides long. RefSeq names its product adenosine 5'-monophosphoramidase HINT3. The record is from RefSeq and is a predicted model, not a curated record. Bases 379 to 756 code for a protein of 125 amino acids. The transcript is spliced from 5 exons. Gene Ontology annotation, molecular function: catalytic activity. NCBI's taxonomy places the organism in Eukaryota, Metazoa, Arthropoda, Insecta, Coleoptera, Chrysomelidae.
CUUGUUUGACACAAAAUCAUGUGGUUAUUCCUCUGCUAUGGGUUUUUACAAUUUUUUACACUGUCACUGAAUAAAAAUGAGAUGAGUCAAGGAUUGAAGAUCCGAGGUAAAACGAAAUCUACAAUGAUAAUCACAAUCAAUAGUAAAAUUUGAUAAUAAAGAUUUCUCCUUAGACGAUAAACUCUCAUCUAAGGAUGUCUUUCAAUAGAUAUUUGGUCUCAUCUUUAAUACAUAUUGGUUGAUAACAAUAUAUUUUCAUAAGAUGUUAAAUGUAUUUUCUGUAAAAUCAUAUCUGGAGAUGCACCUGCAGAAGUAUUAUUUCAAAACGAAGAGUUAAUCGUAUUUCUUGACAUCAAACCUGCAUCCAGCAUUCACUUUAUGGUUGUACCUAAAAAACACAUUCCUAAUAUAAACAGUUUAAAAACAAAUGAAGAUAAACUUCUAGUGGAAAGAAUGCUGGAAGUUGGUAAAAGAGUCCUAGAACUAAAAAAUGGCAAUAGUAAAGACUCCAGAAUAGGAUUCCAUUGUCCACCAUAUACUACUGUAGAUCACCUACAUCUACAUUUUAUAUAUCCAGAAGCGGAUAUGAGUCCGUAUCAUCAAAUGUUGUUUCAAGUGCAUCAUUUGUUCUUUGAGUUGCCGAAAAAACGAGCGUUUUUUCACCUCCGAGAAGGGGUGAAAGUAAAAGCAACCAACGGCACAAGUUCAACUUUGAAGUGGACGGCAGAUGAUGUUAUACUUCGACUUAGUACAUAAUUACCGACAGAAAUUAUUAAGACUAUUGAUAGAUAAUAACUACAUAUAAGUUAAUGACACGUUUUCUGUCAUUAAGCUGUAAUAGGAUAAUGAUCCAAGUCCAUGAACUGAAGAACGCUGAUUCAGACAUCAUACGUUUCCUACUGUUAUCAAAACAUAUUUCUUUCUUAGUUAAAAUUAUAAUUCUAUUCAGUAUUCACUAUUCAGUCUAGAUUCUACCAUUUUAUUGCAAAGACAUAUUUGUAACUACUUGUGUGUUAAAUAAAUCUUUUUUAAAAACGGAACUUCGGAAAGAUGUUAUAUUCUUUAUAUAAUAUAAAUAUAAUUAUUUUUAUACCUAAAUAUAUAAAUAUAUUUAGAACAUUAUACUGUAUUAUAUAGUGUUUUAUUGUAAUAAUAAGAAUAAAACAAUUUAGUUGAAACAAA